AGUUUACUGUUCAGCGUUGUGUUGAUGAUUUCCAGAGGAGCAAAAGACGACUUGACGUUUGGGUUUACCUCAAGAACCUUAUAAGUGUCAGUAUUUCUGUUUGACUUCUUCGUUCAAAAGUCAAAGAAAUUGGUGAAAACUUCUGAAUCAAUCAAUGGGAAAAAUCUAAUCAUGUUCAGCUUCGAGGGAGAUUUCAAAACAAGACCCAAGGUCUCACUAGGAGGGGCAAGUAAAAAGGAGGAAAAGGCAUCUUUGUUACAUCGCACUCAAGAAGAAAGACGAAAAAGAGAGGAUGAAAGAAAACGACUGAAGAAUGCUGUCAUCAUCCAGUCCUACAUUCGUGGCUACCAGAACUUGAAACAACAGUAUGCCAUUCAGAGGGCUAGGUUUGAUGAGAGUAUGAGCCAGUCACAGGCAGGGGGGGCUCAGCGUGUCAUGGAUAGUGCCACCCUCUGCCUCAUAUCAAGACGACUUAUAUUUUUUUACCGACAAAACAUGGAUGCACAUAGAUUGGUAUGGCUAUGCCAGAAUCUGGUAAAGCACAAUAGUCAGUUUGUGAAGUUGUUAGUCGGCCCACAGAAGCAAACAUGUAUGUUUCAGAUCAAAAGAAUCUUGGGCUUCUGUUGCAGGCUCCUGCAAAACUGCACUGAUGAAAGUUUAAAUGUUGCAGUUCCCAUGCGCAUGCUAGAAGUUUUUUCGACAGAGAAAACCUAUCUUCCUAUUAUUCCAGACGCUAACUAUGUAGCUUCUUUACUCGAGCAGAUUUUGCACUAUAUGGUUCAGAAAGGAUACUACAGGUCGCUAUAUAUUCUUGUAAAUCACAGACUCCCCUGCAGUCUGGAGUACAGUGACACUCCAUCUAUUCCUCUGGCAAGCACGCUGUUGGCACACAUCUUCAAACCUCUGCACUUUACCUACUCCUCCUGCACAACGGGCGCAAGGCAGUUUGUGUUUGCAGCUUUUACCGAGGAGUUCAUCUCUGCACCGUUUACCGAGCAGAUAUUUCACUUUUUUAUCCCGGCACUGUCAGACCGCUGUCUCUCAUUUCCAUUGGAGGCCUUCCUGAAUUCCCUUCAGGCCACAAUUAACUCUUCUUCAGCAGCACAGAGCCAGGCACCAUGGCUCUUUUACUUUGUCCUUUCUGCAGGGGAAAAUUGUUUAAGCUCACUUUCAGAGGAAGGUCACCUGCUGUACCUUCAAGCUCUGCAGACGCUGCUGCCGCUGCUGCCUGUGUCAGAAAAUACCAACAAGCCCGAGGUGAACAGCGACUCUGAGGAUGAUGAUGAUGCUGACCUCCACUCUUUGCCAAUGCAGGAUGACAGCCGGAUUUCUGUGCAGCAGAUAACAGAGGAAUGCAUUCGCAAGCUGGACAUGAAACAACAAACCAACGCCCUACUGAACCUGGUGUGGAGGGACUCGGCCAGUGAGGAGGUUUUCACCAUGAUGGCGUCCAUUUGUCACAUUCUUAUGGUGCAACAUCGUCUAAUGGUGCCAAAAGUCAGGCUUCUGUACAGUUUAGCUUUCAACGCACGUUUCCUGAGGCAUCUCUGGUACCUGAUAACAUCCAUGAAAACUAAAAUGAUUACUGGCUCCAUGGUGCCUCUGCUGCAGCUGAUCUCACGAGGGUCUCCUAUGUCAUUUGAAGACUCAAACCGCAUAAUUCCCCUUUUCUAUCUCUUUAGCUCUCUCUUCAGUCACUCUCUUAUUUCGGUGCAUGACAGUGAAUUUUUUGGCCAUGAAAUGGAAGGUCAAAUGCAGUCGUCCAUGAUGCCCUUCACACUAUCAGAGCUGGUGAAUUUGUCUCGCUGCCUGAGAGAUGCAUGUCUGGGAAUCAUCAAGCUGGCUUACCCCGAGACUAAAGCAGAGCACAGAGAGGAGUACAUGGCUGCUUUCCGCAGCGUUGGUGUCAAGACCAACUCUGAGGUUCAACAGCGGAUCCAGGCCGAGCAGAAACGCUGGGUGCAGCUCUUCAAGGUCAUCACUAACUUGGUGAAGAUGGUGAAAGCUCGUGACAUCAGACGACCCUUCUGCCCUGCAGGACACUGGCUCUCCGAGGAGGUCAACAUUCGAGCUGAUAAGGUCCCCCAGCUGUAUGUACCAUCAGCAAGGCAUGCAUGGAGAACACGGAGGAGGGGUCACAUUGGGCCUCUUCAGUCAACUCUUGAUGUGGGAUCAGAGCCUCCACAGAUGUCCGUGUCUGAAGAGAGACAUCUGGCCAUCCUCACAGAGCUCCCGUUUGUCGUUCCCUUCGAGGAGCGAGUGAAGAUCUUCCAGAGGUUAAUCCUCGUUGACAAACAAGAUGUGCAAGGGGACGGGCCGUUCCCUGAUGGCAUCAAUGUCACCAUCCGAAGAAACUACAUCUAUGAAGACGCCUACGAUAAACUCUCUCCAGAAAACGAGCCGGACCUUAAGAAAAAGAUCCGAGUCCAUCUUCUCAAUGCUCAUGGUCUGGACGAGGCAGGCAUCGACGGUGGUGGCAUCUUUCGCGAGUUCCUCAACGAGCUCCUCAAGUCGUGCUUCAAUCCCAACCAGGGCUUCUUCAAGACGACCAACGAGGGUUUGUUGUAUCCCAACCCCGCUGCAGAGAUGCUUGUGGGCGACUCCUUCACAAGACACUACUACUUCCUGGGCAGGAUCCUUGGAAAGGCGCUGUACGAGAACAUGUUAGUGGAGCUACCUUUUGCCAGUUUUUUCUUAUCCAAACUUCUGGGAACCAGCGCAGAUGUGGACAUCCACCACCUGGCGUCUUUGGACCCAGAGAUGUAUCGCAACCUUCUCUUCCUCAAAAGCUAUGAGGGUGACGUGGAAGAGCUCGGCCUCAACUUCACUGUGGUCAACAACGAUCUGGGAGAAGCUCAGGUUGUUGAACUGAAGCCAGGAGGCAAAGAUAUUCCUGUGACGACGGCAAAUCGGAUAGCUUACAUUCACUUAGUGGCUGACUACAGACUGAACAAGCACAUCAGGCCUCACUGUCUAGCCUUCAGACAAGGUCUCGCCAAUGUGGUCAACCUUGAGUGGCUGCGUAUGUUUGACCAGCAGGAGAUGCAGGUGCUUAUAUCUGGGGCACAUGUGCCAAUUUGUCUCGAUGACCUAAAGAACUUCACAAAUUAUUCAGGUGGGUACUCUGCCAAUCACCCUGUUAUCCAGAUCUUCUGGGAGGUAGUCGAAGGAUUCACAGAUGAAGAAAAACGCAAACUAUUGAAGUUCGUCACCAGUUGCUCGCGGCCGCCGCUGCUGGGCUUUAAGGAGCUCUACCCAGUCUUCUGCAUCCACAAUGGUGGAAACGAUCUGGACCGCCUGCCCACCGCUAGCACCUGCAUGAACCUACUCAAGCUCCCCGAAUUCUGCGACCAGCAGCUGAUGAGGCGCAAGCUGCUGUAUGCCAUCGAGUCUUCUGCAGGGUUCGAGCUGAGCUGAGCGGGAGGCGAAGGCUUCUUUAUCCUCGUAUCAAAGGACGCCAUGCCACUCAGGUGGCUUUGGAGUAAAGGCUCAGAAGAUGAGAUAGCAAACAGUGCACUGACUGAUUUGACAUGUGUUUCUGUGUGUGUGCCAAGUAGACGGUGAGUAAAUACUCGUAGACAGAGGAAAGAGGUGCAAGAGUAAAUAAUGAGAUUUUUGUUUUCCUUUUUAAAUACAUGUAUCUUUUUAGUAAUUGACCUUUUAAUUGCUUGAGAAGAACAGAUGGAGCUGAAUUUUCCAGGAGGUAUCAGGUGCUGAAGGAAAACAAGAGUAGCUGCGACUCUUAUCAGCUAACAUUAAAAGAAAGCUGCAGAUCUUUUUAGAGUC
Molecule: messenger RNA, 3786 nt
Organism: Nematolebias whitei (Rio pearlfish)
Lineage: Eukaryota; Metazoa; Chordata; Actinopteri; Cyprinodontiformes; Rivulidae
Gene: ube3c
Product: ubiquitin protein ligase E3C
Exons: 24
Coding region: 172-3417 (1081 amino acids)
Biological process (GO): ubiquitin-dependent protein catabolic process; protein polyubiquitination
Molecular function (GO): ubiquitin protein ligase activity
Source: RefSeq, a predicted model, not a curated record